AUGGCGACAUCGAGGGAGCCUCAACCGAAUGCUAGGGUCAACCAGAGCGUCUGGAAUAUGUCCUCAGUGCUCAAACCCAGUGAGCCUGACCAGGGGCUACGGCGUGCAAGGUCUGUCCCAACCUGUCCUGAUCGCAGAUUAUCCCCAGCCCCCGCCUCAAGCUCGUCCAAUGCCUGUCGGUCCUCAUCAUCGUUCAAUGCUCGCACCACCUCAUCCCGGUCCACAUCUGGCUCAGCCUCUUCUUCCACUCGUGGAAAGACACUGCACUCUGCUUCCUCCAUGGCCGGUGCAAAGCAAGCCAACACAAUGAGACGGAAAGCAGAUAAGCCAGGUGCAACAUCUGUGUGGCCUCCAGCCCCUGCAACACCCAAUAUAUCAUCCAAGGAUAUGACCAGGGCAGCAAAAUCGCCGUCCCCUGUGCAGAAGAGUAAGCUCUCUACGAGGCCUGGUAUCGAGAAGAUGGCAAUGUCUUCUCUAAAGCUGAGAACUCAGAAAGCAACGCUGGGAGCUCUUGGAGGUGGAAAAACUCAAGCUGUGUCUUCGGCGCGUGCUCCUGGUGCCUCAGCAAAGAAAAUUAUGGGAGCCAAAAAUUCUCUCUCUAUCCAGAGGACAAGAAGUGUGCCGGCAAGACAAAUAGAGGCACCAAAAAUCGAGGAACAAGAAGUCGAGCUGUUGAUGGAAUUGGAUGGGACGGAGAGCCUAAGCACCCCUUCCAUAGAAGAGCACUUGCAAGAACGGCUCCCUGACCCUGUCGAGCUGAAACCUGUAGAUGAUAUUAGUUAUGCUACAUCUGAAGGUGCUCCAAGUGAGCCAUCCUCUAAUCAAGAGCAAUACAAGAAUGAGGUCAGAGAGCACAUUUCGGAAGAGAAACAUGAAGGGAAAGAUGAAAACCUGAAUGGAGGUGUCAAUGCUGAUGUUGGAAGCAACAGUGAAGCAAAUGUUGUGAAGGAAGCUGUCAGUGAAUUUGAGCUAAACGAAGCUGUUGAUGAAACUGGGUUAAACGAAGCUGACAGUGAAACUGAGUUAAAGGAAUCUGUUAAUAAAACCGAACUAAACGAAGCUGUCAGUGAAAUUGAGUUAAAGGAAGCUGUUGAUGAAACCAAGACAAAUGAAGCUGACUGUGAACAUGAGUUAAAAGAAGCUGUCAAUGAAACUGAGUUAAAGGAUGCUGUCACUGAACCUGAGUUAUUAGCAAAGGAAGAGGCUAAAUUUAAGGACGAGAAGAUAAUGUUGCCAAGGAAUACCCUGGAGUUGGUACAGAGGUGGAGGAUGGAUGAUGGCAUGAGCAAUGAAGUGACAGAGGAGGGCACGAGCAAGCCUAUGCAGGAGAGGAAGAACAAGGUAAUGGCUUUGGUGGGGAAAUUUGAGAACGCCAUGUCUGGCUGA
Messenger RNA from Phragmites australis (common reed), 1386 nucleotides. RefSeq lists its product as uncharacterized. Lineage: Eukaryota; Viridiplantae; Streptophyta; Magnoliopsida; Poales; Poaceae. The transcript has a single exon. The coding region runs from base 1 to 1386 and encodes 461 amino acids. The record is from RefSeq and is a predicted model, not a curated record. Gene Ontology annotation, molecular function: calmodulin binding.